Molecule: messenger RNA, 5724 nt
Organism: Monomorium pharaonis (pharaoh ant)
Lineage: Eukaryota; Metazoa; Arthropoda; Insecta; Hymenoptera; Formicidae
Gene: ptc
Product: protein patched
Exons: 12
Coding region: 1-3963 (1320 amino acids)
Biological process (GO): smoothened signaling pathway
Cellular component (GO): plasma membrane
Molecular function (GO): hedgehog family protein binding; hedgehog receptor activity; smoothened binding
Source: RefSeq, a predicted model, not a curated record
AUGGUUUCCGCGUCCGGACCCAUAUCCACAGGGAUCCUAGCGGGACGCCCUUCUGGAUCGCAGGGCCCGUGGCAAAAUGGUGACGCGGAGGGCGAGAAGGAGCGUAGGGCGGCGGAACGCGACAAAAUCCGCCACGAGUCAGAUCUAUACGUCAGGCCCAGCUGGACGGACGCCGCGAUAGCGUUGGAUCAGCUCGAGAAGGGGAAGGCGGAUGGCCAGAGGUCAGUGGUGUGGCUCAGGGCGCGAUUACAGGAUCAGCUGAGCCAGUUGGGCUACUUCCUGCAGAGGCAUGCCGGAAAGGUGCUCUUCGUGUCCGUUCUCGCGCUGGCGAUCCUCUGCGUUGCCCUCAAGUCCGCGCAAGUCAACAGCAAGGUCGAGCAACUGUGGGUGCAAGAAGGUGGUAGGUUACAAAGGGAGCUAACCUACGCGAUAGAGGUGCUCGGCGAGGCAACCACCUCGACGCAUCAGCUCGUUAUUCAGACACCAAAGCAUUCCGGAGCAAAUAUCCUGUACGCAGACGCACUCAAGAAACACUUGACGGUACUGGAGGCCGCGAUGAAUGUGGAGGUGCACCUGUUCGAUAUCACGUGGAAGCUGAAGGACUUGUGUUACGCGCCGAGCAUACCCAACUUCGACAUGCACUACAUCGACCAGAUCUUCGAAAGUAUUAUUCCUUGCUCCAUUAUUACACCACUCGACUGUUUCUGGGAGGGUAGUAAACUUUUGGGUCCGGAAUUUCCCGUUCACAUACCUGGUGUAAAGAGCAACAAACGCGUCAAGUGGACGAAUUUGAAUCCUUCCACAUUGUUGGACGAGAUAAAGGGGUUUCUGAUUUCGUUUCCCUUUAAAACACUCGAGGACUACAUGAAGAGGGCUGGAAUAACGAACGGCUAUCAGAGCAAACCAUGCCUGGAUCCGCUGGAUCCAGAAUGCCCGGAAACCGCACCUAACAAAAAAUCGCAAAAGGUACCUGAUGUAGGAGCCGAACUGACAGGUGGCUGCUAUGGGUUCGCGGCCAAAUACAUGCAUUGGCCGGAGGAGCUGAUAGUCGGCGGCGCCAAACAUAACAAGACGGGUCAUUUGACUCGCGCGGCCGCGUUACAAACUGUAGUGCAAUUGAUGGGCGAACGUGAGCUAUACGAAUUCCUGGCGAACACCUACAGAGUCCAUCAUAUCGAUUGGACGCAGGAAAAGGCGGCUAAGGUUCUAGAGACUUGGCAAAGAAUGUUCAGCAACGAGGUGAAAAGGCGGGGAGAAAUGGACGGGUCAGCGCUGUAUAAUUUAUACGCUUUCAGUACGACAACCAUGAAUGACAUCCUUAGGACGUACAGCAAGGUGUCCAUCGGAAAAAUCGUAACCGGUGGCAUGAUUAUGUUGCUAUAUGCCGCUGUAACCCUCUAUCGUUGGAAAGAUACGGUGCGUUCGCAAGCCGGAGUGGGAAUGGCCGGAGUGAUGCUGAUUUGCGCUACAGUAGCCGCAGGAUUGGGUUUCUGCGCUCUUCUAGGAAUUCCAUUUAAUGCCACCACCACGCAAAUAGUGCCAUUUCUUGCCCUCGGUCUGGGUGUACAUGAUAUGUUCCUGAUGACGCAUACGUAUGCCGAAUUGUCGAUAAACGAAGUGCCUAGCAGUGAGCAAACGGGAGUCGUUCUCAAGCGAAUUGGUCUGUCAGUGUUAUUGACAGGCCUCACCAAUGUUGCAACCUUCUUCGCAGCGGCGAUAAUCCCCAUUCCGGCUCUUCGAACGUUCUGCAUGCAAGCUGCUAUUGUACUCUUGUUCAAUCUGGCCGCUAUGCUACUGAUAUUCCCCGCAAUGGUCAGUCUGGAUCUACGACGUAGGCGUUCUGGCAGGAGGGACAUUCUCUGCUGUUGCUUACCGGCGUUACCUAAUCGCAAAAAGAAUAGGUAUUCCGUGAGGUACAACAACACGGUCAAGCAGACAGUCACCAGGGCGAUACCGCCUGAGAGACGAGAAACCUGCACGCAGAUCUUAACACCGCAAAAUGCGCAGAACGAAUCCUGGAUAGGUGGAAAUAUUAUCGAUGUGGAUAAACAGUGCACUGAGGAGGACGCGCUGACCGGAUGUUCGCAAGAUGAUUGUUUGAACUUCUCUCUGACGCAAUUUGUGUCUCAGCAUUACGCAUCCUUUAUCACUCGACGGACUACCAAAGUGUUCGGCGUAAUGUUCCUGAUUAUUAUGGUGGGUGGUGGCUUGUUUGGGGCGGUACGCUUACGUGACGGCUUGGAUUUAACCGAUUUGGUGCCGCAGAACUCGAAUGAGCAUGCAUUCCUAUCUGCUCAGGCCAAGCAUUUCGGCUUCUACAGUAUGUACGCGAUCACCGGCCGAGAUUUCGAAUAUCCGACUAAUCAACGAUUAUUACAUGAAUAUCAUGACGCUUUCAUGCGGAUCAAAAACGUUAUCAAGAAUGACAAUGGUGGUCUCCCUGAAUUCUGGCUUGGUUUGUUCCGUGAUUGGUUAAAGGGUCUGCAGACGGUGUUUGACAAGGACUACAAGAACGGCUGCAUCACCCAAGAGAGAUGGUUCCCAAACGCAAGCGACGAAGCGAUUUUGGCGUAUAAGCUGCUUGUACAGACCGGUCAUGUGGACAAUCCAAUCGACAAGACAUUGAUUACUCAAGUGCGACUGGUCGAUUCAGAAGGUAUCAUUAAUCCACGAGCUUUCUACAAUUAUCUGAGUGCAUGGGCGUCCAAUGACGCGCUUGCCUACGGUGCUUCGCAAGCGAAUCUGAGGCCCGAACCGCGCCAAUGGGUCUACAGUAAUGACCAUGAGCUCAAGAUCCCUAAGAGCAUGCCGCUUACGUACGCACAAAUGCCGUUUUACUUGCACAGACUCACAAAUACACAAGAUAUCACAGAAUUAAUCAGUAAUGUUCGAGAAUUAUGCAAAAAGUUUGAAGAACGCGGUCUGCCAAAUUUUCCAUCCGGUAUACCGUUUCUCUUCUGGGAACAGUACAUGGAUUUGAGGGUGUCUACGGCUAUCGCUGUCCUGGCCGCGUUGACUGUGAGCAUCUUCGUUGUCGCACUGCUUGUGUUGAAUAUGUGGGCUGCCGUACUGGUUGGUGCCUCUCUCUUUUGUGUUAUCAUGCAAUUAUUAGGGAUUAUGAGCGUGUUCGGGAUCAAAUUGAGUGCGGUACCUGCCGUCCUGUUAGUGGUUAGCGUGGGCAUAGCUGUUCAUUUUAUGGUACACAUUUGUUUGAGUUUCGUCACCAGUGUAGGCAGCAGAGAUCGCAGGAUGCGCCUAGCUCUGGAACAUAUGUUUGCUCCAGUUGUUCAUAGUGCGUUCACGACACUACUGUCCGUGGUGAUGCUUGCCUUCUCGGAAUUCAAUUUCAUAGUCAAUUAUUUUUUCUUCGUGUUAUUCUGCGUUGUCGGCAUCAGUCUUGUAAAUGGUGUUUUCUUUUUCCCUAUUUUGUUGUCCCUGAUUGGUCCGUCGGCGGAAGUAAUUCCGAACGAUCAUCCAGAUCGUAUAGCCACACCAACGCCGCCGGCGUCCCCCAUCGUGAGAAGAUCUAAGCCACCCACACCACCGAGGAGAUCUCACAAAAUUGACAACGUCCGGUUGCAUGCCGAACCAUCGCUGACAACCAUCAGCGAAGAGCCCAACUCGUGGCACAGCACGCAAGAGUCCUGUAUUAUUGUCCACCCGGAACUCAAGGUGGAGACCACGUCUACAUGUGGUAAUCAGAACUGUAGCGGAUCGGAUACGAGUGGAUCUAGUCGAACAUCGCCGAUUCCGCCCACGCCACACAUCACCACUAAAGUCACCGCAACGGCAAACAUCAAAGUCGAAGUUCACACACCAUUAACUGGUGGAAUGGAUCGUGAAAAAUGCCGGCACUCGGGCAGCAAUAGUCGAAGGAGCUCGCGCUGCAGUACGAACGUUAAUACUGGGGAGACUUCCAGUUCCAGUUCUGAGCCAGAUUCAGACUCUAACGCAAAACACUAAUAACAAGUACCGGGGAGACCGGCAGAUACUGCUCAAGUACCACGUAAAGCGGGAAAAUACAGAAGGCUGACUAGGAUAGAUUAAUAGUUUCCAUUAUCUCUUCCUGUUUUCCUCCUCUUUCCCCUUCUCUCAUCCUUACUCAGUUCCUAUCUUUUGUUCUACUUUUUUUUUCCUUAAGUGAGUAAUGCAACACGAGUUGUUCUUACUCGGACUUUAAAGACAAGAGUAUUAUAACGAAUCGCAUCUUUAUAAUAUAUAUAGGUACAUAAAUACUUUUGGAAACAAUUUUGUUGCAUAUUUAAUACUUUGCGUUUUGUACAUCAAAUUUUUUAAAAGUUUUAAAUAGUAAAAAGAGAAAAUAAAUUUUCUCUUUGUAAGGACCAACAAUGUAUUGGGAUAAUUUGUUAUUAAAAAUGAACUAUAUAUUUACAAUUUCGCGUAUAAUAAUAUACGUGAAUUAUUGCGACGUUUUAAAUUGUUAAACUUCUUCAACCAAGAAUUUUUUGUUGAAAUGAUAUAGAAGCAAAAAAAAAUACUAUUCGAUUUCAACGGUAUAUUGAAUGUAUGUAAUAGUACCAAGGACAAUAAUGCGUACAACUUAAUAAAUCAAUAUAUUAGAUUAUUUUAGAUAAAUAUUAUCUAAAAUAAAUAUUUUAGAUAAAUUUAUUUAAUUAACGAUUUGCGGUGUCUCAAGAGUAAUUGUGUCAUGUAUUACUGAUAAGCACAUAAGGACUUGUAUUCUUUCGAGGUAGAGAAAGAGAAUACAUGCCAGUGUUCAUCGGAGACUGACACCAAUGAGUCUGUGUCGGUGAACGUAUUCGUAAUAUUUGCGUAAUACAUAACGGGAGAAAGCAUUUACUAUGUAUAUACAUAUUUGUUAUUUAAUUGGAAAGUUAAAGAUUUUUAGCUAUCACUAGAACGUGAUGUUUUUCAAAUGUAAUCGUGAAAUUUCGCGAAAAUGACGCUUUAUUGUAUGACAAAAGCGACAAAAUUUCCAGAUACUAUUUAUUUUUUUUUUUACAUUAAUGACGUGCAGUGUGUAUGUAUGUGACUACGAGCGACUACGAUACUGAAUCUCUGAGAUCUAUUUAUUAUUUAUUUUAAUAGUAUUCCUUCGGCGUUUUUGCGGGUGUAUGUGCGCGAGCGCAAUAUUUUGUAUGCACAAAUAUAUGAUGACUUGUAAAAAUAAUUAUUUAUAUCAGACUAUAUGAAUAUACUUUUAGUGCCUUCGACAAUAACGGUACUUAAUUUAAUGGAAUAUAUAUUCCUAUUCUAAUAUUCAUACCUCUGUGUAUAAAAUUGUAAUAUAUAGUGUCACAGUGAGAUCAAUAAUCAUUGUGAUACGCAUUGUUACGAAAUAUGUUACUCGUGAAAUUAUGUACAAUAUAAACGAGUAUUUCUUAUGUCAAGUCAAUCAUUUUGUAUACAUAUGCGAGAUUUGAUGUGUGUAUUUAAAGUGACGAAAAGCGUCGCGCGAGACGUUUACAUUUGUAUAAAGUACAUGUUGUAUAAGCGGAUGGGAAAAAUAGUCAAUAUACCUCUAAUAUACGUAUAAAUUGUACCAUGCCUCUUUUAUUUUGCAAAUUUCAUCGUAAGAAUUUAAUUAUUUUUUAUGUAAAGAAGCGGCUACUUGUAUUUUUUAUUUUAUAUUUAAUUAAUAUAACCCCAUUUUUGUAAAUAUAAAUAUUGUAAUAAAAAAACAUUGCUACUUUUAUUGCUAUUAUGAUAUCGGCAAUCGUAAAUAAAGAUUGAGAUACAAAA